CCCUGCUUGUGUUCCCUCUCUCCCUGGCUGUCUCUAUCUCUGUCGAAUAAAUAAAUAAAAUCUUUAAAAAAAAAUAAAAAAAUAAAGAGUUUCAAGUGUGCAGACCAGGAUUUCUAGCCUAGCACUGUCCAGUAGAAAUAUAAUCAAAGCACAUAUAUGAUUUAAAAUUUUCAAGUAGCCACCUUAAAUAAAGCUUACAAAUUGUGAAAACUGAUGUUAAUUUUUUUUUUAGUCCAGUAUAUCCAAAAUUAUCAUUUUGACAUGUCAAAAGAUUAUUGUGUGUAAUUUACCUUCUUUUUUUGGUAUAAAAUGUUUGAAAUGUGGUGUGUGAUUUGUACUAAAAGCAUAUCUUCACUUAGACUAGACACAUUUUUAAGUGUGACCACAUGUGGCCAGUGGCUACUGUAUCGAACAGCUCAACUCUAGGCCAUUUGUCCACAAAUUUUGCAGAAAAAGCAUGCUUGAGUUAGCUUACCUGUGCAGAGGCCCAGAGUGCUGACUUUUUUUUUUUCCUGAUAAUACAUUAUAAUAGCUACAGUUUAAAAAAUAUCCAUUAAAUGAGAUGUACUAAAAACCAUCUCAUUUGGUCUUUACAAGCUUGUGACGGGGUUAGGAUCAUCCUCAUCUUGUAGCUGAAGAAAUCUAGGCACAGGAAGGUCAAGGAAUGGGCCUAGUCACACAGCUCUGGCCAGGCCAAACUCAGCUCUAACUUUGGUGCCCAGUCUCAGAUCAUGGCUUGAUAGUAUCACUAGCUUAGGUCUGUUCAGUGCUGACUGUGGCAGCACUGUGCUGCAUACCAUGUAUCGGAGGCCUCAUUCGAUCAUUGCUCCAGUGCUGUGUGGGCAAUAGUUCCAGUUAACCCCAGUUCACAGGGCAGGAGACUGAGACCAGAGCGGAGAGUGCCCAGGGACUCGUGGAUGGUUGUUUGGCGCAACUGAAAUCUGAGCCUAGGCCCUGGAGGAGAAAGUCAGAGAUGGACCUUGCGAGAUUGGCCCGGCUCUUCUCUGGACUCCGCCCCAUGGGACUGUCCACCCUCCAGCACUUUGACCCUCCUGGAGCCAAAUGGGCAGGAGGCAGGGAGGGGCCUGCAUGGCUGCGGGCUGCGGGGCUGACUCGAGCCUGCAGCAGCUCCCUGUCACAGCUGCCCCUGGGCCAGGGGAACCAGGAGAACACGAGAAGCCUCAGCUCUGACCUGAGCCAGCCCAGCCCCACGGCCGCUCAGGAGGAAGAGGAAGAGAGCUUUGGGACCCUCUCCAACAAGUACUCCUCGAGGAGAAUGUUCCGAAAAUCGACAGCCCAGUUGUAUAACCUACGGCUCAGGGAACAGAGUGCUGAAGACGAGGAAAGGGAGCUGGAGCCAAAGUCAUGGCAGGGCCGGAGAAACACGCCUUACUGGUACUUCUUUCAGUGCAAACGCCUGAUCAAAGAAGGGAAGCUGGCUGAGGCCCUGGACCUGUUUGAGCGGCAGAUGCUGAAGGAGGAGCGACUCCAGCCCCUCGAGUGCAACUACACGGUUUUGAUCGGGGGCUGCGGGCGAGCCGGAUACCUGAAGAAGGCCUUCCGGCUCUACAAUGAUAUGAAAAAGCGGGACCUGGAGCCCUCAGACGCCACGUACACGGCCCUGUUCAAUGUCUGCGCCGAGUCCCCCUGGAAGGACUCUGCUCUGCAGAGCGCCCUGAAGCUCCGGCAGCAGCUCCAGGCCAGAAGCUUCCAGCUCAACUUGAGGACGUACCAUGCGCUGCUGAAGAUGGCUGCCGUGUGUGCAGACCUCAGGCUGUGCCUCGACGUGUUCAAGGAAAUCGUCCAGAAAGGGCAUGCAGUCACGGAAGAGACCUUCAGUUACCUGCUCAUGGGCUGCAUCCAGGACAAGGAGACAGGUUUCCGAUACGCCCUGCAGGUGUGGAGGCAGAUGCUGAGCCUGGGGCUCCGGCCGAGUCAGCAUGGCUACAACCUACUCCUGGGGGCAGCUCGAGACUGCGGCUUGGGGGACCCAGAGGUGGCCUCAGCACUGCUCCUGAGGCCUAUGGAGGAGAUGGUCAUGUGCCAGCCCCUGGCACGUGGGUUUCGGGCAAAGAGGAGAGCCCAGGCCCAGGUGGGUGAUGGCAUGUCAGUCAGGCUGCACGUGGAGGCCCUGGAGAGGCAACUAUUUCUGGAACCGUCUCAGGUGCUUGAGGAUCUUCCAGAGCCUUGUGAAGCCAGAGCCCCCAGCAAGGCCCAGCCUGAGGUGGAAACUAAGAUGGAGCCCAACCACAUGGUGGCCCUCACUUCCUUGGCCCCAGAACCUUCUCCCUGGGGGCUGGAGGUCAACCUCCUGACUUUGGGAGCCGUCCCCCCAGCUGUGGUCUCCUUUGGGACUGUGACCACCCCAGCUGACAGGCUGGCCCUGAUGGGGGGCCUGGAGGGCUUCUUGGGCAAGAUGGCAGAGCAUGGGCUCCGGCCCAACAUCAAAACCCUCACGCUGUUGGCUGAGGUGGUGGAGCCCGGGAGUCCCGCAGAGUCCUCGCUGCUGACUGUCCUGGACACGUACCAGGUGGAAGCUGACGUGACGUUCUUCAACACACUGAUGAGGAAGAAGAGCAAGCUUGGCGAUCUGGAGGGGGCGAAGGCGCUGCUGCCCAUCCUGGCAAAGAGGGGCAUCAUCCCCAACCUGCAGACCUUCUGCAACCUGGCCAUCGGGUGCCACAGGCCUAAGGAUGGUCUGCAGCUGCUUGCAGACAUGAAGAAAUCCCAGAUGACCCCCAACACCCACAUCUAUAGCACCCUCAUCAACGCGGCCCUCAAGAAGCUGGACUACACCUAUCUCAUUGACAUCCUGAAGGACAUGAGGCAGAACAGAGUCCCGGUGAAUGAGGUGGUCAUCCGCCAGCUGGAGUUUGCAGCCCAGUACCCGCCCUCCUUUGAUCGGUACAAAGAGAAAAACACCUACUUGGAGAAGAUUGAUGGCUUCCGAGCUUAUUAUAAGCAGUGGCUGAAGGUGAUGCCAGCAGAGGAAACCCCCCACCCAUGGCAGAAGUUCCGGACCAAGCACCAGGGGAACCAAGACCCCGUUAUGGAGGCGGAUGUGGAUGGAGGCCUCGUAGGCAGGUGAUGGGAGGCACUGGGGGCCUCCAGCAGAACUGGGGCAAAGGGCAUGGUGUUUACAGAGCUCUGCAGGAGCCCCAGGAGCCUCUCCACAUCAGCCUUAUGCAUGUGUUUGUGUGGCCUCAAGCCCGAGGAAGGGUCUGGUCCAGAGUGAGCGCUGCAGCAUUUUGCAGGCAUUGGUAUGAGGACAAACGCUGGGCCCUGGGUGCCUGAAAAGAUCCUGGCAGGUCCAAGAGCAGCCUGGCCUACUUUGGCACGCCAUCUCUGGUCAUCCUUGUCUGGGAGGUGGUCAUCCCCAUCACUGAUGAGGAAAGUAGACUUGCUCACAGUCAGCACCUACAAGGUGGAGUCAGGAUGGAGGCCCAGGGGUGACCAGUUCCUAGGGCCUGGCGCUCACCCACUGGGGUCCACAGACUGCUGGCUCUUGGAAGAAUAAACGCAGGACCCAGAAGUUUUAAAAAUUUUAUUUCUACAAAUCACAGCUGAGAAACACCAAAGCCUUUACAUGUAGAGACCAUGCUCCAACUCAGGCCAGGAGCACUGCUCUGCAAGAAGAGCUGCUCCCAGGAAAGGGGGUGGCGCGACAGGCAGAAACCCGCGAAGUCCAAAGUUCAGGGUGAAGACGGGGUCAGGACCUGAGGGCCUCAGCCAGAGCAGCCCCGGCAGCCGCAGUGUGUGCACUCGAUGAUCCGGCCCUGCAACAGAGGACACCUGAGACGCUGCGCUCCUGCCCCCAACGCCACGUGCAGUAAACCCGCUCCCCCCCCCCCAAACAAGGGGGCAACUGGACAUUCACUGUCUGCAAGACACUCCUCAGAAAGUCUUCCGUGAGGUGCAAACAGCUGCUGCUGACAGAGAAGCUACACCUCUGUGCGCUUAAUUUGGGCACAUUCGCUGUACAUACUUGCCCCCAAAAAGGAGAAAAAAAUCUGUGACUGAUUCCUGUUGUUGUGAAGUGAGCUUGACCUACCCUGCAGGGAGCUGGAGGUGGGUCUGCUCCUGCUCAGGGGGCUCAGGGCCUCUGGGCUGGGGAACUUUCUAGUCGGGGCACAGGGGCAGAGGAUGUGCACUGGAAUCUACAUGGAGCAGAAGAGCCUUGUCCCCUGGCCAGGUGUGUCCGGAUGGCCGGCUGAGGGCCUCCCCAACAGAAGGCCCUAGAGCAGUGGUUUGUGUAUGUUUUCCUUUAUCCUCUUUUUUGGAGGAGCAAGACCCUUACCUAAAUGGACAAGAUCAGAUGGUGAAACUCAACUAUAAAUCAAAGCAGGCUCUGCUCUGGCCACAGGGCCAGGGCAGCACCCCUGACCAAAUGCCACCAUAAAAUUGGCGAGGGGGAGGGGUUCUGCCAUUCCACCACCUCUCCUUGCCCCCACCAGAAAACCAGCACCCAGGGAAGAAUCUGAUGUUCUUGGGCCCUCAUUCAAUGUCCACCGCUCCUUGACUUUACAGAUGAUUCAGGGAGACAGAACUGCCUGCUUGGCCCAGAGCUCUAUCAACUAGAACUGGUCUGCAGCAUCAAGGGACCGAAGAUGAGGCACCUGUGUGAAAGGUGGCCACCUGGAGGUGGGCAGUCUGUCCUGCCCGCCCUCUGGGCCCACCAUGGUCAGCCAAAGGGCCGCCACUGAAAGGCCGCCAUGGCCAGCGUCCCAGGAACGGCCUCCCUCCCGCUGCAGUUCCACUUCAGAGAGGCUGACACCGUGAGCUCAGCUACUGCAUAUGCUGCACUGUUCCUGAGCUGCCCAGUCAAGUUUGAGAAAAAAGUUCUGACAGAAGAAAUACAACGUAAUACAUCUGAGGAGAAGGCCUGGAGAAGAGGGUAACUGGGGUGAGCACGGGAGGGGAAGGACAGAAGUGCCUGCUGAUAGGCCCAUGCUCCUCUGACUCAGCCCUCCCCACCACCUUGGGGGUAGGUGUCCUUAUCCCCACUCCCUGUAUGAGGAGGGAAUUCAACAGCUUGCCCCAGGGUGCAGCUAAGUUGGCCCCCAGACCUAACACGACUACUGUCGCACUGCCUAUCACGGACUGCUCAGGAGAGGGACUCACUCCCUGGGGCGAGGCCAGGAGGACACCCUGCAAAAUCGUGUUCAAUCCCUGGCUGUCAACCAGGGCAGACUUCGGAACUGAAAAAGUGACCUCAGACUCGAUCAUCAGACAUUACAGGGGUAGAGACGUUACCACUUCCAGCUUGCUUUUGGGGACCCGGCAAAUGCAGUUUGUUCCAAAA
Ailuropoda melanoleuca (giant panda) is the source of this 5302-nucleotide messenger RNA. RefSeq names its product pentatricopeptide repeat domain 1 (gene PTCD1). Gene Ontology annotation, molecular function: protein binding; tRNA binding. The record is from RefSeq and is a predicted model, not a curated record. The transcript is spliced from 9 exons. Lineage: Eukaryota; Metazoa; Chordata; Mammalia; Carnivora; Ursidae. Gene Ontology annotation, biological process: tRNA 3'-end processing. Gene Ontology annotation, cellular component: mitochondrial matrix. Bases 974 to 3088 code for a protein of 704 amino acids.